Branchiostoma floridae (Florida lancelet) is the source of this 1533-nucleotide messenger RNA. Its product is annotated as microtubule-associated proteins 1A/1B light chain 3C-like. The record is from RefSeq and is a predicted model, not a curated record. Gene Ontology annotation, molecular function: ubiquitin protein ligase binding. NCBI's taxonomy places the organism in Eukaryota, Metazoa, Chordata, Leptocardii, Amphioxiformes, Branchiostomatidae. Gene Ontology annotation, biological process: macroautophagy; autophagy of mitochondrion; autophagosome assembly. Gene Ontology annotation, cellular component: cytosol; autophagosome; autophagosome membrane.
UAGUUUGAUGACGUAAUGUUCGGGCCCGUCCAGCCGUGCCGUAAACAAGUUGAGGACGGACAGGGACACGCCAACUCAACAGCGGGUUUCCAGAUAAAAUUCACCACUUUCUUAUCUGUUUUUACAAAUAACAGGGUUCCACAAUGCCAGAGGACAGAUCGCUUAAGUCGUUCAAGCAGAGAAAGAGUUUGGCGACCAGAAGGGACGAAGUUGAGGGUAUUAGAGCGAAAUUUCCCACAAAAGUCCCCGUGAUAGUGGAGAGAUAUCACAAGGAAAGAGAGCUGCCGAUCCUGGACAAGACCAAGUUCCUGGUGCCACAGGAAUUGACCAUGAGCCAAUUUGUCACAAUCAUUAGGAACCGAAUGUCCCUGAAUGCAUCCCAGGCAUUCUACCUUAUUGUGAACAACAAGAGCCUGGCCAGUAUGUCCACAACACUAGCGGAGAUCUACAAAGAUGAGAAGGACGAAGAUGGCUUUCUGUACAUGACGUAUGCCUCACAAGAGAUGUUCGGAUGCUAAAGACACAACCUGCCAAAAGAAAAACUGUGCAGCUAUGUUCAGAAUAUUCUAAAAAUGUCUUCUCUUCAAAGCACUCCCUGCAUUUUUGUAAACAAAGUAUAUCAUUACAACAAUGAGUAUCUGUAGUAUUCUUCUCUACUGUGCAAGGAGAUAGUAGGGUCUUUCUUAUAGUUAUAGUAACUUCUUUUGUUGUGUGUAAACCUGCCAGUGCAGCUGGCCUUUCUUGGACCAACCUCAGCAUAUAGUUUUGUCCACCAUCUCGGAAGUGCCAAACAAAAGAGUUGUUGUUUAAGGUACUUGGAACAAGAACCGUGUCACAAUGUGUGCUUGUUGCCUGCCUGCGAAGUUCUUGUUCACUCAAAGGCAACUUAAGAAAAGGUAUAAAACAGAUGAAUUCUGUAUGAUGUGCUCUACUUAAUGCGAAAAUAGCCAAACUGGAGGAAUAGUAUAUGAAUAGAGUUGGUGAUUUGGUGGAUCCAAUAGUUGAAUGUUUCUUUCCACAAUCAGUACCAAGCAGAUUGAUUUAGAAGAUGUACUAAUCAGAAUUAUGUCUGAUAAUGAUAUUAUGAUUCUCUAGUGUCAGCAGACAAGAAGACUACUUCAAUCUGUAAUAACUCAUGCUGCUGUAUUUUAUCUCUCUUGAAAUGAUGAGAUAGUGUAGUUAAAAGUAGAAAUUUGCUUGGUGUCUCGUAUUCAAUGAAAUUAAGGUGUCAUCUUUCAGCAUGUACAUAGAAAGUAUCCUCUUGAUUAAGUGAGGCAAUGUUGUUUCUGGUCUUUUGUAGCCUGGGUACUAUCUUUCGUAGUUACUAGUACUACUGGAUCUCCCUUUCCAUGGUGUUAGCGAGCAAAAGGGGGAGAUUCAGCAGUAACUUUGGGGGAUGGUACCCAGGCUAGGGCUUUGGAGGUUAUAUCCUUAGGAAGAUCUACAUGUACUUUCAUAUGAUACUGAUAUUCAGUGCCUUUUGUGCAUCAGAUUAUAUAAAAGAGGAAUAAACUUUGUAAGAAAAGGUGUAAA